This is a messenger RNA of Colletotrichum orchidophilum, 696 nucleotides long. RefSeq names its product acetyltransferase. The record is from RefSeq and is a predicted model, not a curated record. Gene Ontology annotation, molecular function: acyltransferase activity, transferring groups other than amino-acyl groups. The transcript is spliced from 2 exons. The coding region runs from base 1 to 696 and encodes 231 amino acids. Lineage: Eukaryota; Fungi; Ascomycota; Sordariomycetes; Glomerellales; Glomerellaceae.
AUGGCUUUCAUCCGCCCCUACAAGGCUUCUGACUUUGAUGCGACAGGUCAUAUCUGUCGCGCCACGCUACCGCCCUCACUCGAGCGCUCCGAAGCAGCAACUAGGACCGCGCCUUAUCUAUGGACACAUCAAUACACCCACCUUUCGCCCGAGACCUGCCACAUCCUUGACGACGGCGAGGGAAACUGUGUCGGCUACUGCAUCGGCUGCCCCAACGUGGACGACUUUGCCAAGGCGUACCCUCGAUACGUCAAGGAAGUCCUCGAGACGUCCAAAGAGCUCGAUGGUAGAAAGCCCAAGAGCCUCGAGGCAAAGGCCCCGUGGAACUUCUCAGACACGGGCGAAGUGAAUGAGGAGGCUCUCCUGCAGCAGGCCUUCAACCCGACGUGGUUGGUCCUCGACGAUGAAAGGAAGGAUCUUUGGGGGAACUGGAAGGCCACGAUGCAUAUUGACCUGCUGGAGCCGUGGCAGGGAAAAGGGUGGGGGAGGAAGCUGAUUGACAAGUUCGUCGAGAGUUUGAAAGAGGCUGAUCGGGGCAAGGGCGGCUCGAGCGGUUUCAGACUGUAUGGUAAGGGCGUGCACAUUGGUGUGGGAGGUGAGAACGAUAAGGUCGUGCCGUUCUAUGAAAAGCUAGGCUUCCGGGUAUAUCCUACGGAAGAGAAGGGCUCGAUUUGGAUGGUGAAGGACAUUGACUAA